AUAGCUCACCAAUCUCGUGAAACCUGAAAUAGAACUGACCAUCAACAAACAAAGAAUUAAAGAAAGAAAGAAUAGAACGAGCAAGGAUUACAAAAAUUUAUUUGAGUUUUACUACAGUUUGUCACGUUGUUAGUUGUGAGUAAUGAAAAAUGGACCCACUACUUUUAUUCUGUAUUGUGAGUUGUGAAUGGUGACAAAAGUUGUAAAUUUUUGGUGUCAUAGCAAAUAUUUUUUUUUGGGUUGAGUAGAAUACACUUUUGUGCUUUGCCAUGAAUGUCUAUUGUGUCUCGUGUAGCGGAAAUGAUUCACCUACAUACAUGCCUUGAUUUAAAAAUUUCCAGAAUGAAUGAAAGAAAAACAUUUAAUAAGGUCAAUGUCUUCCCAACGGUAAUUUCCCUUUACCGAUCGUCGCUAUGCCCUACACCAAUAAAUUUUAGCUAUCAGAUGGAUUAUUUUUUUUUUAUAACACUGUCAGAUCGAUUUUACUUUUACGUUUUAGAAAGUAAAUUGUUGGUCUAGACCAUUGAUACCAUCAUAAAACUCCAACCUACUUUCACCUAAAUCUAACUGUGGCCACGAAUCAAUAAAGUUCAAGUAAAUAUUGCUAAGUAUCAAAUGCUAAUGCAUGUACGUGCAUUCAUUUGAAACCAAUUGACUUCUUUCUUUUGUUUCUGAAAUAUUUUUAGUUGGCUACCUUCAUUUGAAACCAAAUUCUGUUAAGGGAAGGACAGAAUGGAAGACAAUAUUAUGAAUUUAGUUGUAGUUGGAGUCAUUUCAUGGUCAACAAUAUUUCUGUUGACAAGGAGGGUCUUCUCUAAGCUUUCAUUUGAAUUCAGCAACCGAAUUGUUUCAACAAUUCAUGCAACUUUAGCUGUAAUAUUAGCCUCUCUCUCUGUUCAAGAUUGGAGGUGCCCAGUUUGUCCCUUGGCUUCAAAAUCUUCUCCAAAGCAGAUGCAAACUCUAGCAGUGACCCUUUCUUAUAUGAUCUAUGAUUUGGUAUGUUCCCUCUUUAACAAAAAAUUCAAACUUGACAAUUCAAUCCACCAUCUGGUCAGCAUUGUUGGAAUGGGAGCCGGCCUAGCCUAUAACAAGUCUGGAUCAGAGUUGGUGGCUGCAUUAUGGGUAUCUGAAAUCUCCAGUCCUUUCCUCCACUUGAGAGAGCUUCUCAAAGAGCUUGGUUACAAAGACACGGACCUUAAUCUGGUGGCCGAUAUUCUAUUUGCAGCGAUAUUUACAUUCGCCAGGAUGGGUUGUGGGUCUUAUAUCACUUACUUGACUGUGGCUGCUAACAAUCCAUUUGUCAUAAAGGCAAUGGCAUUGAGCUUGCUUCUGGUUAGUGCCUUCUGGUUCUACAAAAUUGCUGCAAUGGUGAACUACAAAUUGAUGAAGAGGACUAGUAAAAAUGUCGCCUAAAAGCUAUUUGAACCCAAAAAUUUAAAAGAGCUACAGCAUAACAUUGUGAACAUCAUGAAGUUAAGAGUCCUCUCUAUGGUUGUACCAGUCAGCCAACUGUAUUGCACAAAUCAUUUAUGUGGAUAAUCUUUUGUGUUUUGAAUAGAUAAUAUAAUUUCAUCCCAUGACCCUCUAUAAUGACUGUUCUAUAUUAUCAGACCAAGAGAUCAAUUGAUUUUUGUGGAAAAUUUGAAUCCUA
This is a messenger RNA of Quercus lobata, 1651 nucleotides long. RefSeq names its product TLC domain-containing protein 5-like. The record is from RefSeq and is a predicted model, not a curated record. The transcript is spliced from 5 exons. NCBI's taxonomy places the organism in Eukaryota, Viridiplantae, Streptophyta, Magnoliopsida, Fagales, Fagaceae. The coding region runs from base 733 to 1413 and encodes 226 amino acids. Gene Ontology annotation, cellular component: membrane.